AUGGUCGAUACGGACUACGAAAAGGCGAGGAAAUUUGAGGGAGGUCUCCGAGACUCCAUUCUUGAGAAGAUUAAUGUGUUGAAGGUACAUAAAUAUGUGGAUGUGUUGGAUAGGGCCAUCAUGGUGGAAGGUAACCAGGCCAACCGUAGCUGGUACUUAGAUUGGAAGGGCAAAAGGCAAUGCUCUAACGUGCACAAAGGGUCGGUGUCCUCACAAAACAAGAAGCAAAAUUUAGGAGCUUCUAACACUGCGGGGUCUAACUGUGAUUCACCAAUAACUUGCCCGGAGUGUGGGAAGAAACCUCAAGGGGUUUGCCAUCGAGCAUCAAGAGCUUGCUUUAAGUGUGGGAAGAUAAGACUUAUAAUGAGAGAUUGUCCUAUGUUUGGGCAACAAAAAGGGAAUAGGCCAACUGCUAGUUCAGCUGGUUCCACUUCUGCAACAAAGACCCCGACAAGACCUACUACUUCUAGAGAUAAUGUUAGACAAUGGAGAGUCUUUGCUCUUGUUCUGGGUUAUGUCCAGAAUUUAGAUGUAGUGGUUUUAGAUAUUCCAUUAUGUGCUAAUUUGAUUCCUCUUGAUAUGGUACACUUUGAUAUAAUUUUGGGAAUGGAUUGGUCAGCUAAGUAUCAUUCAACCAUCGAUUGUAUGUCUAAGCAAGUUGCUUUCCGUCCACCGGAUCAAGAUGAGUUUACAUUUGUGGGACAUGGGGUGCUCCCUCCACCUUAUUUGAUAUUGGCUAUGAAAGCUCGUAAACUACUUCAGAAAGGUUGUAAGGGUUAUUUGUGUAGCAUUUUGCAUCCAGUGACAACUGAGGUGGGUGUUGAAAAUAUUCAGAUUGUUAGUGAGUUUCCAGAUGUAUUUCUGAAAGAAUUUCCAGGGGACUUAAUAGACCAUGAGAUUGAAUUUGUCAUUGAUAUUGUAUCAGGUACUCAACCAAUUUCUAAGGCUCCGUACAGAAUGUCAUUGGCAAAAAUGAAGGAAUUGAAAAUACAGUUGCAAGAAUUGAUUGACAAAGGAUUCAUCCAACUGAGUACAUCGCCAUGGAGCGCACCAUUUUGUUUGUGA
Camellia sinensis is the source of this 1065-nucleotide messenger RNA. Lineage: Eukaryota; Viridiplantae; Streptophyta; Magnoliopsida; Ericales; Theaceae. The record is from RefSeq and is a predicted model, not a curated record.